Entrophospora sp. SA101 is the source of this 714-nucleotide messenger RNA. NCBI's taxonomy places the organism in Eukaryota, Fungi, Glomeromycota, Glomeromycetes, Entrophosporales, Entrophosporaceae. The record is from the annotation of a GenBank genome assembly.
AUGAAUGGGUGUAUAAUACUUAAGAACAACCCAUUUUAUAUUCAAGAACCAAUUGUUCCAAAUGUUGCAUCGAAUAUUCUUCACAAUGCAAUGAAAAGACAUUUAAUGAACCAGGAUAGUUAUAUCAAUGCAGGUGAAGACCAAAUGUGCAGAUCUGCAGCACAAAUUUUUAAUGGAUUAUGUGAGACACUACCUACAAUUUCUUCAAUUAAAAUGUCCGAAGAUGAACAUUGCAAUAGAUUAUUAAAAAUUCACAUCAAUAAUAUCUUUACUGCACACAAGAAAUAUGAAGUCAGAUUUAAUCGCAGUGUGUUGGGAACAUCUCAAAGACCUGACUUUUCAUGUGUUAUAAAUGAUGUUCCCUUUUUAUUGUCAGAAAUUAAACCUAUUGGAACUAGUCCUUUAUUAAAACAAAUGGAUUUUAGAAAGAUACAUCUAAGAGGUAAAAAUGCAUUAAACCAGCAAUUAAAUAAAAAAGGAGGUCCAGGACAAGUAAUGAUGUUAGUUAAUGCAGGAGAAUUAUUGAAAACUUAUGUAAUGAAUUUACAAAAUGGAGGUUUAUAUGUAUCAUGGAGCUUAAUUACAAGUAAACUAGCAACUGAUGUAUCAACCAUGCCAUUGAUAGACUUUAAUUUCAAACAUUUCAUCAAAUUGGAAAAAUGCGUUGAUAUCCUUGUAAAUGAUUAUGUAAAUUGUGAAGAUAUUUCAACAUAA